AUCGCGGUACCUGUGCAGUCGGGACGCCAUCCUGUCCGUCGUUGCGUAGGUUUCGAGCUCGCCGGCUGGUUGGAAGCGAGGAGGAGCUUUCUUACCGGCAGAAGCUCCCACUGGGACACGUCUAGAGGUGUCCGAACGUCUCCUGGGUUCAAUUUUAAAUAAAAGAUGGACUGGACUGGAAAACAUAAUGGACCAAAUGAUACAACUAAUGAUGGAACAGUGGUACGACUUCGAGGCCUGCCAUUUGGUUGCAGCAAAGAAGAGAUUGUUCAGUUUUUCCAAGGGUUGGAAAUCGUGCCAAAUGGGAUAACAUUGACGCUGGACUACCAGGGGAGAAGCACAGGGGAGGCCUUCGUGCAGUUUGCUUCAAAGGAGAUAGCAGAAAAUGCUCUGGGGAAACACAAGGAAAGAAUAGGGCACAGAUACAUUGAGAUCUUCAAAAGUAGUAAGAGCGAAAUCAGAGGAUUCAGUGACAUGCCAAGAAGAAUGAUGGGACAACAACGACCUGGACCAUAUGAUAGACCAUUAGGAGGAAGAGGGGGUUAUUAUGGAGCUGGGCGUGGAAGUAUGUAUGACAGAAUGCGUCGAGGAGGUGGUGGAUAUGACGGUGGGUAUGGUGGCUUUGAUGAUUAUGGUGGUUAUAAUAACUAUGGCUAUGGAAAUGAUGGCUAUGAUGACAGAAUGAGGGAUGGGAGAGGCAUGGGAGGACAUGGCUAUGGAGCUGCAGAUGCUGGGUCCGGUUUCCAUGGUGGUGGUCAUUUUGUUCAUAUGAGAGGACUCCCUUUUCGAGCAACAGAAAAUGAUAUUGCUAAUUUUUUCUCACCAUUGAAUCCCAUAAGAGUUCACAUUGAUAUUGGAGCAGAUGGAAGAGCCACAGGAGAGGCAGAUGUGGAAUUUGUUACACAUGAGGAUGCAGUAGCUGCCAUGUCCAAGGAUAAAAAUCACAUGCAGCAUCGGUAUAUUGAGCUAUUCCUGAAUUCAACUGCUGGAGGUGGUUCUGGCAUGGGAGGCUAUGGCAGAGAUGGAAUGGAUCAAGGUUAUGGCUCUGUUGGUAGAAUGGGGAUGGGUAGCAACUACAGCGGUGGAUAUGGAACGCCCGAUGGCUUGGGCGGAUACAGUCGUGGCAGUGGAAAUAGUGGAGGAUACUAUGGGCAAGGCAGCAUGGGUGGAGGAGGAUGGCGUGGAAUGUAUUGAAGGAUAGCCUUGCUUCUGCAAAACAUCCUGGAAAAAACAGUCUCUGGUCUACUAGACUUUCUUACAAAAUUUAAUUUCUUUUGUAUUUUAAGAACUUUAUAAUGACUGAAGGAAUGUGUUUUCACAAUAUUAUUUGGUAAGCAACAGAUUGUGAUGGGAAAAUCUGUUUUCUGUAGGUUUUAUUUGUUGCAUACUCUGACUUUAAAUAAAUUUUUAUAUUCAAACCACUGAUGUUGAUACUUUUUAUACUAGUUACUCCUAAGGAUGUAUUACAUAUUCAAGA
This is a messenger RNA of Indicator indicator, 1477 nucleotides long. It is a transcript of the gene HNRNPH3, whose product is annotated as heterogeneous nuclear ribonucleoprotein H3. Gene Ontology annotation, biological process: regulation of RNA splicing. The transcript is spliced from 10 exons. The record is from RefSeq and is a predicted model, not a curated record. Gene Ontology annotation, molecular function: RNA binding. Lineage: Eukaryota; Metazoa; Chordata; Aves; Piciformes; Indicatoridae. The coding region runs from base 166 to 1194 and encodes 342 amino acids. Gene Ontology annotation, cellular component: ribonucleoprotein complex; nucleoplasm.